AUUAUAAUUAGGGUGUAACACAUCGUCAUUUAAGUGAUCAUUUAAGUGAAUUAGUUGAGACAACAUUAAAUGAUUUGGAAACAUCGAAAUGUAUUUCAAUUGAAGAUAGUAUUGAUCUAGCACCAUUAAAUCUUGGCAUGAUUUCAGCAUAUUAUUAUAUUCAAUAUAAUACAAUUGAAUUAUUUAGUUUAUCAUUAACAGCAAAAAUGAAAAUUCGUGGUUUACUCGAUGUCAUAAGUAAUGCUACAGAAUUUGAUGUUCUGCUGCCUGUACGACAUCAUGAAGAUAUUUUAUUACGUCAGUUAAGUACUAAAGUACCACAGAAAUUAGCACCGAAAGCUAAAUUCUCUAGUCCACAUGUUAAAGCGAAUUUGUUGCUGCAAGCUCAUUUAUCUCGUUUACAAUUACCGAAUGAAAUGCAAACCGAUACGGAUCGUUUAUUGGGUUGUACUAUACGUUUAAUUCAAGCUUGUGUUGAUGUCUUAUCCAGUAAUAGUUGGUUAGGUCCAGCAUUAGCUGCUAUGGAAUUAUCACAAAUGUGUACACAAGCUGUAUGGCAUAAAGAUUCCUACUUACGUCAGUUGCCACAUUUCACUAUGGAACGUAUACAGAAAUGUAAAGAGAAUAAAGUCGAGACUGUAUUUGAUUUCAUUGAAUUGGAAGAUGAUGAACGUAAUCAGCUGUUGGAUGGUUUAACACAAAAUCAAAUGGCUGAUGUAGCGAAAUUUUGUAAUCGUUAUCCAAAUAUUGAAAUUACCUAUGAAAUUAUUACAAACAAUGGUAAUAAUGCUUUGAAAACACCUGUACGAAC
Messenger RNA from Schistosoma turkestanicum, 811 nucleotides. The record is from the annotation of a GenBank genome assembly. NCBI's taxonomy places the organism in Eukaryota, Metazoa, Platyhelminthes, Trematoda, Strigeidida, Schistosomatidae.